AAUUGUGGGGAAAAAGACAAAAUAAUGAAGGAAAAAACAAAUAUUUAAGAAAGUUGAGAAUAAAAGAAGAAGAGAUGAUAGUGAUGAUGAUAAGAUUCGAUUUAAAAUCAAAAUGGGUCCGAAAUAUACAGCUGGUGUUGGAGAAGUACAUAUUUUAAUAACACUUUAAAGUCAUAAAAUUGAGUUUGGGUGGGGGAGGAGAAGACACCAGGUUACGAUUUAUAUUUAAGAGAACAAAAUCGAGGUCUUUGGACAGUGGAAAACGAAAACUCUAGUUGUGUAAAAGGGACGUGAGUUUUGAAUUUUCAGAUAUUUGAUGCUCACAAAAUUAGGUGGUGGACGUAUUAUAGGGGACUAUGAUGAAUGAUAUCACUAGAGGAAUUAGGCGGUGUAACACAAAAUUAGGCAUUUUUUUAGGCCAUCAAUCAUUUCUCCUAAGAAUUUGGUUGCUUAUGUUAAUUGAUCUAACGAUGACGUGAAAGCCAUCUCAUGACUUCUAUUUUUCUCUUAGUAGUUAGGAAAGUCAUUGGGGUUAUGAUUCUAUCUAUAGCUUUUUUUGGGUCCCAAGUUCAUUUGACUUACGUUAGGAUUAUAAACUGGAUUUGCUCAUUCACAACCAAAUUGAAAAAGAAAACUGUUGGUGAAAGCAAGAGGAUCAUAGAAGUUGAGUUGAAUCUUCUUUCUUUGUAGUUCCGGAACUUGUGGGUCGGAUUAACCCGAUAUUUGACUUUGGAAACAAGCAUUAAUAAGCUUUGUUCCUUUCUGACUAUUAGGUGAGUAAAAAAAAAAACCUUACUUGCUUAUUGAAUUUUAGUAAAGAACAAUGUGAAGUGGUUUCAUGGACCAAGUCGGUCCCAACAUUUUGAAUCAAGCCCAAAAGCCACAGUGGUUUCAUGGACCAAGUCUUUAGAUUAAAAUUCAAACGAGAUUAACGGUUGUUUUUUCAUAUGCGGACUUAUGCAAUCGAAAAUGCUAUACACCUACCAUCUGGUCCAUAUCCGAGUGCAUAACUGGACCGGAUUGGUCUUGAACUUGAUUCGAUUAUUCUAAAAAGAUGGCUGAUUGACUUGUUCAUCAUGGAAUCUUAUGAUUAACUUCUUUGGUCAACUUGGGCAGUUUUCAACCCACUAGACUUGUUGUGAUCACAAACAUGGCAACAUCAACUUCAAUAUUUAUGACCUUUUCAACCAUGAAUAUACCUUUACUAAAACCCUCUCUUAAUUUUCGAUUAACUUUGACUAAAUAAUAAUCACACACAAAACAAUGGAUCACGAUCUCGACAAAUUCCCUUUACUCUCCUACGUCCUUCACCAACUCGACUCCAAUCUCCACGCGCCGCCGUCUAUGGCCGCGCAACAAACCCUCCUUCCUUCUUUUCCUCUUCUCUCCGACCCUCAAGUCAUGUCCUCGUUGACUCAGUUCAUCCCUACAACCAUCACUCAGACGCUUUCCGUUUACAACUCUCUCGGAUCUCGUCCCGAUCCCUUAGCCGUUUCCUCUGCUCGCUCCAUGAUCGCUCAGAUUAUGGAUUCGCUCUCGCCCGAAGCAGCGGCUAAGGAGACGGAGUUAUACACUGGGAUUGUGCGGUUGGACGAAGUGCACGAUAGCUACGAGAAGAAGUUGAAGGAUUUGGAGGAGGAGCUUUCUAGGGUGUAUGCUACGGAGGUGGAAUCGAUGUUGAGAAGUGGCCAAGAAAUGAACGAGGAGGUUGUUGCGGUGCUCAAGGCUGCGGAGUCUGGCGGAGUCGUUGAGAGGAUAGAUUUAUCCGGCCAAGAACUUAAGCUUCUCCCUGAAGCUUUUGGAAAAAUCGUUGGCUUAGUUUACUUGAAUCUCUCCCGCAACGACUUGACGUUUAUACCCGAUGCAGUCUCGAAACUCAAGAAUCUAGAAGAGCUCGAUGUAUCUUCGAAUUCUCUUGAAUCUCUUCCUGACUCUAUUGGAAUGUUGCUUAACCUUAGGAUCCUUAAUGUGAAUGGGAACAAUCUAACUACACUCCCUGAAAGUAUCGCGCAUUGCAGGUCACUGGUUGAGUUAGAUGCGAGCUACAACAACUUGACCUCAUUACCUACAAACAUCGGAUACGGAUUACAAAACCUUGAGAAACUAUCGAUCCAGUUGAACAAACUCAGAUACUUUCCAGGUUCGAUAAGCGAAAUGUAUAAUCUAAAGUAUCUUGACGCACACAUGAACGAGAUCCACGGGAUUCCAAAUUCUAUCGGGAGGUUAACGAAACUCGAGUUUCUAAACCUGAGCAGCAAUUUCAACAACUUGAUGGGUGUCCCUGACACAAUCACUGAUCUAACUAACCUGAGGGAUCUUGAUCUAAGCAACAACCAAAUCCAAACGAUACCGGACUCGUUUUACAGGCUGAGGAAGCUGGAGAAACUGAACUUGGACCAGAACCCGCUUGAGAUCCCAUCUCAAGAAGUGGCUAAACAAGGAGCUGAAGCGGUUAGAAAGUUUAUGAGGAAGAGAUGGGAUGAGAUUAUGGCAGAGCAGCAACAGAGGAUUGGCGUUGAGGCUGAGAGACAUGGAGUUGAAACAGGGUGGGUCUAUUGGGGAACCUCCAUGGUUACUAAUCUUGUUUCUGGAAUGACUCAGACCAUUGGACUUGGAGGAGGAUCUAGUGAUGGUAAAGAUAAGAAACCUGGAGACUCUUAUUAUUAUCACCAACUCUAACUUCUGCUGUUUUAAAAAAAUUUUGGUUUACUUUCUUGUGAACUUAUCGUUCCUCAUUCUACCCUUGUGUGUAAGUUGUAACAUAAGUAUAUGUAUUUUAUUUCUAUACAUUUUUUUUAAUACGUUUCCCCACGAAA
This is a messenger RNA of Camelina sativa (false flax), 2816 nucleotides long. RefSeq names its product plant intracellular Ras-group-related LRR protein 2. The record is from RefSeq and is a predicted model, not a curated record. Gene Ontology annotation, molecular function: protein serine/threonine kinase activity; protein binding. Lineage: Eukaryota; Viridiplantae; Streptophyta; Magnoliopsida; Brassicales; Brassicaceae.